AUGUCUUCUGGUUCACUCAAGGACCUUACGAAGGCGAUCAAAACAUCAGUGACAACUUCUACCCGUCUACCACUUCCCGAUGAUCUUGUGCGAGUUAUUCACUCUUACCCUGAAAAGAAUCCUACCCACGAUGAAGCCGAUUCCAGCAAACUACAGGAAGACCUGCUCUCCAUCUAUGAAAAAGACAUCGCCGACCACCCUACCCGCUAUGCCUUCUUCCUGUCCAUAUUGCGAAAACUCAGAACUUCAAUCAAAGGGGGUGGCAGAAUGUUACAAUGGUGGGAUAAACUAUGUAUACCAGUAUUGAGUCAUCUUGGAGAAGAGAAGGGAUUGGCUUUGGAAGCUAGGAAUACUCUGCUGGAUAUUCUCAUUUAUGAUGAAGACGAAGGACAUAUCGAGGAUGCGAUUACUACUUCGGACACGGUGGCAGAGAACCUAGUCGCAAUUUGGUUGGCAAAGAGUAACAGUGGCGUCAUACUUGAUGAGAGUGCGAGAUUUAUUGAGAGUCAAUUAAGGGGUAUACUAAUAUCAUUCGGGAGGAAGAGACCAAAGAACUUCUUGACUGUCAUCAACCGAUACUUCGUGAAGAAAGACAGCCGAAUCCUCACCCUUUCGUUGCUUUGCGAGUUUAUCCGACAUCAACCCCCUCAUUUACAUCAAUUGCUUCAGACUCCUCUCUUCGAAAACCUUCUGCGAUGUUUACAAAUAGAUACUUCGACUCGAGUGGUGUCAUUGGCUAUGACAGCUUUGAUUAUGUUCUUGCCACAUGUUCCAAGCUCCCUUCCAAAACAUCUCCCUGCUCUUUUCAAUAUUUAUAGUAGGAUGCUCUUCUGGGAUAGGGAACGAAAGUACGAAGAUCAUCUGCCGUCUGAUGACCGAGAUGAUAAAAGCACUCACAGUACAAGCUCUUGGACCAAAUUAUCUUACUUACUGGAAUCAGAAGAUGUAUCAGUUCCUGAAUUGUUACAUUAUUACACAUUUCUUUACGGUCUUUAUCCGAUGAAUUUCAUGAGUUAUAUCCGAAAGCCUCAAAAGUUUUUGAGACAUCAGGGAUUUCCGGGAGCUAAUGAACUUGCGGUUGAACCUAUGGAAAUCAGACAAAGAUCUGAACCUUUCAGACAAGUCCAUCUCUUACAUCCGAAUUUCUUCACAAUGACUAUUGAUCAAGAAUUAUCGGAUACUAACCGAUGGAUGAAAAGUGAAGCAUCAGAUGUUGUGACUGAAUGCAUGGCACUAUACAUUCCAGGAUAUGCUCAACAAGCUCCAUUGUCAAGGUCACAACUACCAAAUUUACAUGUUGACACUAAUCCCGACGUUCCAGAUCAACCACUCACUGAAAACAACGCGACUACACCCGCUCAAUCUCGACAUACGAGUUGGAGAUAUGCUGCACCGGCUAGCAUGGCAUCACCAGAAGGACUUAGAAAUUCGUUACUCAGAAGAGCUUCAUUCACAAGUCAAUCAAUGCCUUCAAUUGCGGAUUCCCCUGUCUUAAGAGCCGAAAAACGAUUUGAAAGUCCUACAUUCCCUCCAUUCAUGGCUACAUCACCUUCACAUACUCAAUUACAAGAUUUGUUGGAUUCUCAACGAGCUGGAUCGAUCCGGAGUGGUAUUUAUCAGACGUUAACCAAUGAAAGCGUACAGUCUCUCGCACUGAGUCAUCAUGCCCAGGAUAACAAUUCUCAUGUUGAUUCAUAUCUGCAAACACUUGCCCGAGCACAUGCUUCCCCUCGUUCGCCGUCUUUGAGACCUGGGACAAAUGAUUCGACCAAAAUUGCAUACUUACAACGCGAUAUUAUGUUAUUGAGGAACGAUUUGAAUUUUGAGCGUUAUCUCAAACAGCAACAUCUAACCCAUAUUGGUCAACUCCGCCGAAAAGCCAUCCGUGAAGCCAGGGUCGAAGCCGAGACUCAGAACCUAAUCAACUCGAAUAAAAUUUUAAAAGCAAAAUUGGAAGAUGCCAAGAAAACCAUUGUACAAAUGAAAACGGAAUCCGAUAAAAGUCGUAAUCACUCCAGGAAAUGGGAAUCAGAUUUGACGGCCAAGUUGAGACUGUUGAAAGAAGAACAAAAGAAGUGGACCCUUGAAGGUGAUCAAUUGAAGCGUGAUUUGGCGGCCUCAAAAAUUGACAUGCACAAUUUAAGACAGUUGGUCGUUCAGGCCGAAUACAAGGUUGUCCAUUCUACACAAGAGAUACAAGUGGUGGAGUCAAAUAAAGAAGAACUGGGAAGGUUACGCAUCGAGGUCGAAAAGCUUACGACUAAAUUACGAAAUUAUGAAGCUCGAGAGGUUGAAAUGGACAAGGCGAAACAGGACGAAGAGCAAGCUCACAAUACGAUUGAAAUUCUCAAUACGAAAUUGAAGGCUAAAGAUGCGGAAAUCCAACAAUUGAUUGUUCAAUUCCAACGUGAAAUUGAAGAAGCACAAAACGCCAAACAACUUAGCUCUACGCAGUUGGAUCCUGCAAAGCAAAAGGCCAUUGAUGAGGCUUUGGCUGGAUCACGAAGGCGUAUGGAGGAUAUGAAUAAAGCUCAUUCUAAUCUUUUAAAACGAUAUACUACUCUACAACAAGAACACCUCGAAUUAGUCACAGCACGAGACAAAGUGUCUGAUUUACCCAUGAGUAUUGAUGGAUCAUCUGGAGCACAGGUUCCUCAAAAAGAUCAUCUUCGCUUAGCUCAUAGUUAUUCUGAUUCGGGCAGACCAGGAAGUCUCAUACCUAGUGCGGCAUUUCCACUUACGGGUACAUCAAGUUUUAUUGCUCGCCCUAGGAUAGAUACCCAUAGUCCAACAUUAGGCCAUGCAUUCAGACCAUCACCCACGAGCACUCCUGCAAGUCCUGAUCUCUAUGGGGGUAGAUUUUCCCAUUCCAAUACCUUUGGUCCAGCACCUGGUUCUUCACAUUCCGAUGGAACAAUGAGUAGAGAUGGCAAUAUUAGUGAUAGGGAUUCUUUGGAAGCGAUAGGGAAGCCCAAAGUCAAGCCACAAAGUGAAAUGAGGGUUUAUGGCCGUGGAGGGGUCCAAAAUAUUGGGAAGUCGAAGAAGGAUAAGGAUAAGGAUAAUGGUAGGAAGGAGGGCAGCGGGAGUGGUGCAGAAGACAGUCCGAAGAAUAGUCCGAAGGAAAAGAAAAAAGGCAAGGCGUUUGGCUUGGGCAUGGGAAUGGAAAUGGACAUGGAAUGGGUGGUUUGCAUUGAUGAAAAAGUUUGUAGAUUCAAUGCAGCUGACAUUGUUAAGCCGAUGGAUACCGGUUUCCGAGGUUUGUUUUUUAUGUUGGGCUUCGAUUCCGUUCCACCAGUCCCAAACGAGCAAAACGAGAACGGAUCACGAGAGACACAUCAGCGCAACGGACGCAACAGAGCCAUGGCAAGCGCAGUCGUUGAGGCAAGGAGGAAGCCCGCGCCAACUAUCUCUCCUACCGAUGAUGAUACGGUAGUACUGGGGGAGAAGGGGGUAGCUAUAAGAGAAGGGGAGAGGCUAAAGGCGACGGGCAAGGAGAUUAGGAAUAAACAGAGUUGGGACUAUAUAUGGAGGACUGGAUUAGCGGGUGGCUUGGCUGGUAGUGCGGCAAAAACUGUGGUCGCGCCUCUCGAUCGAGUAAAAAUCCUCUUUCAAGCCAGCAACCCUCAAUUCGCCAAGUAUACCGGCAGCUGGUUUGGCUACAUAACCGCCAUGCGCGACAUCCACACGGACGAAGGACUUCGCGGUCUCUUUCGUGGUCACUCUGCAACAAUUCUCCGUAUAUUCCCAUAUGCGGCUAUCAAAUUUCUAGCCUAUGAACAAAUCCGCGCAGUGAUAAUACCGAAACACGAAUAUGAAACUCCGUUUCGAAGACUUAUAAGCGGCAGCUUGGCGGGCGUAACUAGUGUGUUUUUUACGUAUCCGCUCGAGGUAAUGAGGGUACGAUUGGCAUUUGAGACGAAGAAAAGAGGGGUGGGCUUGGGUGAGAUUUGUAGGAAGAUUUAUCAUGAGGUUCCUCCUGCGCCGAGGACAUCUACAGCAGGAUUGGUUGUCGGUGCAGAAAAUGCAGUUCAGGCUAUGGUACCGAGAAGUGGGCUCGCCAAUUUCUAUAGAGGGUUUUCGGCUACGAUUUUGGGAAUGUUGCCAUAUGCUGGAAUGUCGUUUUUAACACAUGAUACCGCGGGUGAUUUAUUAAGACAUAAAGCUGUGAGGAAAUAUACAACACUUCCUAAACCGGAUCAUUAUGCGGAGAAUAAAGCAGCGCCUCUUAGAUCGUGGGCGGAAUUAUUCGCUGGUGGUAUUGCUGGGUUGGUCAGUCAAACGAGUGCUUAUCCGUUAGAGGUUAUUAGGAGGAGAAUGCAAGUUGGAGGGACCGUUGGAGACAGGAGGAGGUUACACAUUGCGGAGACGGCGAGAAUGAUUAUUCGGGAAAGAGGGUGGAGGGGAUUCUUUGUAGGACUCACUAUCGGGUAUGUGAAGGUUGUGCCAAUGGUGGCGGUUAGCUUUUAUGUUUACGAAAGAGGGAAGGGGUGGUUGGGUAUUUAG
Molecule: messenger RNA, 4503 nt
Organism: Sclerotinia sclerotiorum 1980 UF-70
Lineage: Eukaryota; Fungi; Ascomycota; Leotiomycetes; Helotiales; Sclerotiniaceae
Exons: 8
Coding region: 1-4503 (1500 amino acids)
Biological process (GO): negative regulation of TOR signaling; transmembrane transport; regulation of cell cycle
Cellular component (GO): TSC1-TSC2 complex
Source: RefSeq, a predicted model, not a curated record